Molecule: messenger RNA, 1176 nt
Organism: Hansenula anomala
Lineage: Eukaryota; Fungi; Ascomycota; Saccharomycetes; Phaffomycetales; Wickerhamomycetaceae
Gene: MAC1
Product: Mac1p
Exons: 1
Coding region: 1-1176 (391 amino acids)
Biological process (GO): regulation of DNA-templated transcription
Cellular component (GO): nucleus
Molecular function (GO): DNA binding; copper ion binding; DNA-binding transcription factor activity
Source: RefSeq, a predicted model, not a curated record
AUGAUUUUACUUGAUCACGAACGUUUAGGUUGUGAGCAAUGUAUAAGAGGUCACAGGGCAGCGGAUUGUCAGCAUUUGGCAAAAUACUUGAUAUCAAUCAAGGGAAGAGGACGUCCGGCUGCCAAAGAUGAAAGUAUUAGGUUCAGAGUUAGUCCACAUCCUCGUGUCAUUAAAACAACUUGGGAAGCUAUUGAAAGCAAAAAUGGAAGAGGGAAAAGUGGUACAAGAAAAUUUUGCUAUCAUUUAGACCCUGGUACCCCUGUUGAACUUUACAAGGUCAAACUUGGUAAAGGUUUCAAAGUUAUUGGGCCAGUUACAGAUUUUACUUAUCACUCAAGUUUCCGUGUCAAAUCAAAUGCUGAUGGUACAACUGAAAAUGUUGGAUCAAGCUCAAGUCAAAUGUCUCAAGCAAGAGUUCCUCAGUUACCAUAUUUGCAACCUACUGCUACAUCAUCUACUGUUCCUUCAUUUCCUGCUCACUUGGCCACCCAAUAUAAUGGAUUUCAUCGUCCAAUUCCUGUUAAACAAGAAUCAAUCUCACCACCAACUGUUCCAAACCCUCAAGCUGCUGCUGCUAGUCAAGCUGUUGCUCUUUCUCCAAGUGAUCCAAAUUACCUUGUUCCUCCAACACCAGCACCAAGCCCUGUCAAUGGUAUGAUUUCUAGAGAGAGCUCUAGAGUUAUGGAUGAGAUGUUUGAAAUUGAUUCAAGACCAUCAGUGUCCUCUAUGUCAUCAAAUUCAACAUCGCAUUCUGACUUGGUCCUCAAUUCACUUCAACAGCAUCAUCAAGCCCAACAACAACUGCAGCAACCAUUGACAACAGAAGAAUUGAACAUCCUUCAGCUGAAUGGUCUCUUCGAUCAUGAAGCUGCAUUCAAAGCAUUCCAAGCUGAUAAUUCAAUUCAAUGUGAUCAGCCAAUACACUUUCAGCAACAGGAACAACCACAAUACGAACCACAAGCUACAUCUUCUGCUAAUUCUUCUUUAACAUUUCAAUUAGAUGCUAGUACAUCUGUUGAGCCUUUGAAUGGUGAACAAACAAUUGAGAAUGAAACAUCCAAUAAUGGGCUUCUUAACAGUGAAUAUUUUUUCCAACAUUUUGUUGCUGAUUCAAAUGAACCACAAUGGCCUUCAAAUUUUGUGCGUGGCUCAAAUGAUGGAUACUCAAAAUUCUGA